CCUUCUCCAACCCCACCUUCUAUUCCCUGGCCUGCGCCAAGCCCUCUCUCAGGUCACACAUGUCCAGUUCCAGAUCCCAGGUCCCAGAGUCUGGGAACUAUCUCUGGAAAAGCCCUCACUCCGCAAGCUGCCCAGGCAUGAUGUGGUGGCUGCUCCUCUGGGGAGCCCUCCAGGCUUGCCCCACACAAACCUCUGUCCUCUUGGCCCAGCAGCUACCUCAGCAGCUGACAUCCCCCAAGUACCCAGAACCGUAUCUCAAAGGCCAAGAGAGCACCACUGACAUCGAGGCUCCAGAAGGCUUUGCCGUGAGGCUCAUCUUCCGGGACUUCGACCUGGAGCCAUCCCAGGACUGUGAACAGGACUUUGUCACAAUCUCGGCCCACGGGAUAGAGCCAAGCCGGUUCUGUGGCCAGCAGGAGCCCCCUCUGGGCAGCCCUCCUGGUCACAGGGAGUUCGUGUCCUCAGGGAGGACUCUGCGGCUGACCUUCCAUGCACACAGCUCCUCCAAGGACAAGAGCACCCCCCUCCACAAGGGCUUCUUGGCCCUCUACCAGGCCGUGGCUGUGAACUGUAGCCAGCCCAUCGGCAAGGCCAGCGGCAGCUCGGAGGCUGUCGGCACACCUGCAGAUGACCCCUCUGAGACCCAGAACCACUGCCAAGAACCCUAUUACCAGACGGUACCAGCAGGGACACUCACCUGCACAGACCGGGGAACCCGGAAGGACAGACAGGAUGGGGAGCAGGCACCUCGGUGUGAGCCUGUCUGUGGACGGCCGGUCAUCCCCAUUGCCCAGAACCACAAGACCCAUGGCUCCUCCAGAGCUAAGCCAGGCAACUUCCCCUGGCAAGCCUUCACCAACAUCUAUGGCCGUGGAGGCGGAGCCCUGCUGGGCGACAGAUGGAUCCUCACCGCCGCCCAUACCAUCUACCCCAAGGACAGCAUCUCUGCCAGGAGGAACCUGAGCGUGGAUGUCUUCCUGGGCCACACAGACAUCGAAGAGAUGCUGAAACGGGGAAACCAUCCCGUCCGCCGCGUUGUUGUGCAUCCAGACUACCGUCAGGACGAGUCCCACAACUUUGAUGGGGACAUCGCACUCCUGGAGCUCCAGCACCAGGUCCCCCUGGGCCCCCAUGUCCUCCCGGUCUGUCUGCCUGACAACGAGACUUUCUACCGCAGCGGCUUGUUGGGCUACGUCAGUGGGUUUGGGGUGGAGGCAGGCUGGUUAACGACCAAGCUGAAGUACUCCAGGCUGCCCGUGGCUCCGAGAGAGGCCUGUGAGGCCUGGCUCCGACAGAGGCAGAGCACUGAGGUGUUUUCCGGCAACAUGUUCUGCGUCGGAAAUGAGACGCAGAUACACAGUGCCUGCCAGGGGGACAGUGGUAGUGUCUAUGUGGUAUGGGAUGACCAUGCCCAUCGCUGGGUGGCCACGGGUAUCGUAUCUUGGGGCAUUGGGUGUGGCAAGGGGUAUGACUUCUACACCAAAGUUCUCAGCUACGUGGACUGGAUCCGGAGAGUGAUGGAUGGCAGGGACUGACCCUGGGUGCUUGAGCAGCGGCCAACCAGCACCAUGGAGGCCCCAGUCAAGGGAGGGUUGGGAGUGAGGACUGAACCCUGUGGGGCAAGGGCAAGGAAUCCCUACUCAGGUUACAGGUGCAACAAGUCAUUGGUGGAGAGAAAUCCUCCUUCCCUCAAGUCUACACCAUCUCAGAUAAAAAAGGGUGUCCCACAGCCCCUGUUGGCCCUCUCCCUUCCUCGUCUGCACUGUACCAAGGACCCCUUACGUGUCAGCAGCUUGUGCCUGGUGUCUUCUGGAUCCCCUUCCUCUACUUCGACGUCCCUUCUAUACUCCCCUGUGGAAAGUCACCUUCUCGCUCUCUGUUCAAGUGGAGUAUGGAGGACAAGGCGUUAUUUGCUUUUCAUUUCUGACACAUUCCAAAGACCCUUCAUUGAGUCUUCAAAGAUUAAGGCCAUUGGCAUCCCCACCUAUCACAAGUCCCAGGCAAUGCAGUGAGAGCUCCUUGUCUGUCCUGUCUGUACAUACUAGAUAUUCAUUCUGCACACCUCACACCACGUUUGCAAAGAUGUGUUACUAUCCACAUUUACCCUUGAGACUGAAGCUCGGGGAGAAAAAGUGGUUCGCCCACUUCCCACAGCGGGUAGGUGACUGCAACGGCUGUGUCUUACCAGUAGGCCAUGACACUUCCCAGUGGUCCUCAAGCAUUUGAAUCACUCAUUCUCCCGUCCCGGUCGCCA
This is a messenger RNA of Tupaia belangeri chinensis (Chinese tree shrew), 2254 nucleotides long. RefSeq names its product complement C1r subcomponent like (gene C1RL). Gene Ontology annotation, cellular component: blood microparticle. Bases 60 to 1535 code for a protein of 491 amino acids. The record is from RefSeq and is a predicted model, not a curated record. Gene Ontology annotation, biological process: zymogen activation. Gene Ontology annotation, molecular function: serine-type endopeptidase activity. The transcript has 7 exons. Lineage: Eukaryota; Metazoa; Chordata; Mammalia; Scandentia; Tupaiidae.